AUGGACCGGCUUGCACCCGAGAGCCUCCAGUGCAUUGCGGCGUACGUGGCGGACGCCAAUGAGCUCGUCGCGUUCUUGCGUCUGCUGCCAACCACCGCGCUCGGGCCGUCGUUUUCGGUCCUUGUGACCACUCGGCGAUUGCACCGCCGAUGGCCGCGCUUCUUCAUGGAUGCUGAUGUCGGUGGCGACGACAUUGUCGCACUCCAAUCACUCGUCACCAGCGUGCACGUCCCGUCGCUGAAAGCUCUCUACCAGGUUACAUCAAACGCAGUGCUUCGAUCCCACGUGUUGAUUCAACUGGUGCCGCCGAUACACCCGUACAAGCUGCAGCACCCGGUCUUGCUCCACGUGCGAUCGCGGCUCAGUUGUCUGCACCUCGCAAUUCCGACGAUGGAGAUGCCGGCGCCGCGUAUCAAAGCGCUGAUUUCAUUUCUGGCAGCGUGUCCUCGUUUGCUCACACUACAUCUGGCGUGGCGCGUGCAGCUGCAGCCAGCGGUACUCCAAGCGCUCGUCGACAAAGCUGUCAUUGCGCAAGGGUUGACCGAGCUCGCGUUGCAAAGUGACGUUACGUACGAGCUGCCAGACGCAUUGGCAAGCGAUUUGGCUUGUUGGAUCCAACAGAGACCGUCGCUGACGACAUUGAAGCUGGAAAGCAUUGCAAUGACGGACGCGGCCAGCAAAAACGUCUUCGCGACGCUGCUUGCUCUCCCGCAAUUGACGACGCUGUCUCUGCAGAGCUCGGCGGCGUUGGCCGCGCAGUGCUGGCGCCCACAGCGGCUUCCAUCGCAGCUGCGAACCCUCGACAUUUCCGCCUGGGACGGUCGUGCCUCGAUGGAUGCGAUCGUUGCGCUGCGGACUGUACCCCACCUUCGAGACUUUGCCCUUCGCGGUCACGCCAAUGUCGAUUUUUCGUUCGAGAUCCCGCGCCGCCUGCACCGACUAAGCCUAUGCGUCGGUCAAGUGCCGUCGAGUCGGUCGUGGUGGGAGGCGCUGCCGUCGUCGCUGCACGAUCUCGAGCUGCAGCUAGGUCGGGGCGACGACGACGUAGCGCUGCUCACAGCGUGUCUUUUGCGACUGCCCAAGCUGCAGCGAUUGACUUUGAACGAGUCGAACAUCACGUGUGAUGGUGCCAUCCAGCUCGCGGCCGUGUUGCCCCACUGCCAGUUGCAGUCGUUGCCGCUCUAA
Molecule: messenger RNA, 1185 nt
Organism: Saprolegnia diclina VS20
Lineage: Eukaryota; Oomycota; Saprolegniomycetes; Saprolegniales; Saprolegniaceae
Exons: 2
Coding region: 1-1185 (394 amino acids)
Source: RefSeq, a predicted model, not a curated record